AUGCGACAUUCCACCUUUGGAGGAAGGAAUGAGGGAGUGGCCUACACGCAAGUUUCUGCAGGAGGAUAUCAUUCAGUGCUUCUGCGAAGUGAUGGGAGUGCUGUUGCUUGCGGAUUCAAUGACCAUGGGCAAUGCAAAAUUCCACCUUUGGAGAAGGGAGUGUGCUACACGCAAGUUUCUGCAGGACAUGCUCAUUCAGUGCUUCUGCGAAGUGAUGGGAGUGCUGUUGCUUGCGGAACGAACGAUGUUGGACAAUGCGACAUUCAACCUUUGGAGGAGGGUGUGUGCUACACCCAAGUUUCUGCAGGCCAUGUUCAUUCAGUGCUUCUGCAAAGUGAUGGGAGUGGAGUUGCUUUCGGAGAUAAUCGUUUUGGAACAUGCUCGUUUCCAUCCGUUGAAACCACCGGCUGUUGCUACCUUGUUGAUUGUGGCAAAGACUACAUUCUUCAAGUGGGCGUUGCCUUCAAAGAUGAUGCAGCGGUGCUGACAUGCUGUGAUUUGGCCGGGCAGGAGGUAUUGCGUGUGAGGGCAAGUGAGUCUGACCUGGCCUGGGAUACGCACAAACGCAUUGCGAGCGACUUGCAGGUUGGCCUUCCAAAUCUUCGUUUGGUCUUGCCUGACGGACGGUUGUUGGCCUCAAUUUGCAGGACAAAUCCGUUGGCCACCAUUGCGGAUUUGGGUUGA
Messenger RNA from Durusdinium trenchii, 684 nucleotides. NCBI's taxonomy places the organism in Eukaryota, Dinophyceae, Suessiales, Symbiodiniaceae. The record is from the annotation of a GenBank genome assembly.